AUGACGAAUCAAAACACCGCCGAAUAUUUGGAGAAAAUUAAGACCCGGUUGUUUGAAAACCUACGAAUGCUUCCGCACGCGCCGGGCGUUCAGAUGCAACCCAUUCCUGAAGACGCUAUCGAUCAGGAGAGCGAAGACGAGGACAAACAGGACGGCGACGAACGCAUAAGUAUCAGAGCGUCGGAGAAGCGAAUCGCGAGAGACGACGAGUUCUCCGACAGUGAGGACGAGGGCGACGGCCGGCGCGACAAUCGAUCUCAUAAACCAAAAGCUAAGAAGUCUAAAGUGGAAGCGAACAGCACUUCCGCUUCAAAUGCCAACAAUAAUGAGACAAAAGACAAGAAUAACGACGAGUCGAAGAAAAAAGACGAACCAAUCGCCGACUCGACUGAUAAGAAGCCGACCACUGCUGACACUCCGGCCGAAGUGGCGGAACCCGAACCACCGAAAGCAGGCGAUGAAAAGUCCGAAUCGACUAAAAUUGAGUCUUCAUCACCGAACUCGCAAACCGUUGGCCCAACGCCUGGACCUAAAGGUGAUGUCGUAGAGAAAGAGAAGAAGACUUCGUCGUGAUCUUAAUGUUUGGUUAUAUUAAUACAAUUGACAUACUUUUGAAUCAUUAAUUAAAAGUUAGAUUUAAUUUUCAUUAUUUAUUGCUUCAAUACAUUUGAAGCGAUUUUUUUCUAUACUAUCAUUCAUUCAAAUCAUUUUCUAAC
Medioppia subpectinata is the source of this 716-nucleotide messenger RNA. NCBI's taxonomy places the organism in Eukaryota, Metazoa, Arthropoda, Arachnida, Sarcoptiformes, Oppiidae. The record is from the annotation of a GenBank genome assembly.